Messenger RNA from Telopea speciosissima, 1034 nucleotides. RefSeq lists its product as uncharacterized. Gene Ontology annotation, cellular component: membrane. Bases 63 to 1034 code for a protein of 323 amino acids. The transcript has a single exon. The record is from RefSeq and is a predicted model, not a curated record. Lineage: Eukaryota; Viridiplantae; Streptophyta; Magnoliopsida; Proteales; Proteaceae.
ACGGUUUCUCUCCUGGUGUGUGAAGUUUUGGCAUUGAUUUUUACGGUAAUUAGGAAGCAUUGAUGGGGCUUCUCGGAAGUCUCGCAAUGCUUCUCUCGUUUCUUUCCAUCCUGUGGUCGCCGGCACUUGGUGCUGUAUCGCAUGCAGUUUCAACCGACCGAGCAAGAUCGUUGGAUGCACUUCUGCAAGAUUAUGCUUACAGGGCUUUCGAUCGGCCACGAACCGGCAUCUCCUACAAUGGAAAGGUCCCCUCGAAUUUAACUGGGAUUACGAUUUCUGCGAUGAGGCUCAGGAGUGGAAGCUUAAGAAACAGAGGUGUUAAUAGCUACAAAGAAUUCGAGAUCCCAACUGGAGUUGUGGUGCGACCUUAUGUUGAGAGGCUUGUUCUGGUCUACCAGAACCUUGGGAAUUGGUCGGCGGACUACUAUCCAGUACCUGGUUACAUGUACUUAGCUCCCGUCGUGGGUCUUCUUGGCUACGACGCUUCGAAUUUAUCUGCAACGAAUCUGGUAGAAUUGAACGUAACGACGUCCGGUCAGCCCAUCUCAGUCAGGUUCUCUGUAGUGAGAUCGGUUCCUGUUGGGUCAACUGCAAGAUGCGUAAGGUUUGAUCUACAGGGCACAACGAUAUUCAGCAAUGUGACAUCUGGUAAUGUCUGUUCGACAAAUGAGCAAGGGCACUUUGGCAUCGUGGCCGAGUCUACUGCGCCCUCUCCUGCGCCUGUGCUACAGCCGCCGCCGGCGUCUCUGCUACCGCCGGCGCAGUCUCCAUCUUCAAAUGGGGGUUUGUCGAACAACGAUAAAAUGUGGUGGAAGAUUGUAGGGUCUGUGGGUGGUUCUAUUCUGGUGUUAAGUCUGUUGCUGAUACUGGUAUUGGGGAUUCGGAAAUACAAGCGACGGAAGGCCAUGGAAGAAAUGGAGGAAAGGUCGGAGUAUGGGGAAGCGCUACAGAUAGCCAAUAUAGGGCCGGUAAGGGCUCCCAUGGCGAGGGGUACCCGGACACCACCAGAAACGGAGAUACAAAAUGUGGAUUAA